UUUGAUAAAAAUGAAACAGCGUGCGUUUUGUUUGUGAACAUCAAUGUGAAGCAAGCAUCUUCAGCCGCUGUCUAGUUCUAUCAGCUCGAUGCAUCGCAAGAUAAUCGUAAUUUUAUUGCAAAAGAAUGGCUAUUUUCGGAUCAUUAGCGAGGAAUAAAUCUUUAUUCCUUUACGUGCAGCGCUAUCUUAGCACAUCUUCCCGGAGUAAGCUUCCGGCGGCUGCAGUUACAUUAGACCAGUCUACGGAUCAGGCCCUCGACGCCGGUAGAUUCAAACCAAGACAGCACGAAGGUCGACUAACGAGCGGAUGCAUCAACGUGCCGGAAUCCAUUGUCAGUGCCAUUUUACGUUGCUGCAAAGACCAUCCGAUUAAGGCACUGCUGUCCGAAGGAAACAAACUGGACAAUUUUUUGCGAUCACGUAAGGUUCCGCUGGAAAAUGACGAGCUUAGGCGAAAAAUUAAUGAUCUGCGGCACUCGGUGGGCGAUGAGUUCAAAGCAAAGAUGGAUGUUACUACAAUGUCAGAAGAGCAGGUGACCUACAUCAACAAGGUGAUUGAGGCGCAGGCCAAGAAACGUGCCAAACAGCAGAUCUACGCAUGGAAACCGAUCAACUAUGACGAGUUCAAAAGCUUACAGUACCUUCUGGGACGGUCAGCGGCAGAGUACGCGACCUUGAUUCGGGUUUUUGAUGAAAUCAAGCAACGCGAUGCCCAGUUCAAACCGAGAAGUUUUAUCGACUUUGGUUCCGGUGUUGGGACCGGUACGUGGGCGGUGUCCAACCUAUGGAAGGAGCACAUCUUCGAGUAUGUGUCCAUUGAUGCUUCGGCAGAUAUGAAUGACCUGGCGGAGUUGAUUCUUCGGGGUGGAGAAAUGAAUAAGGCUAUGAGCUUGAGGAACGUAUUCUACAGGCAGUUCCUGCCCGCCUCCCACAAUAAGUACGACAUCGUGUUGAGUUCAUUCUCGUUGUUUGAACUGCCAUCGAAAAAGAACCGUUUAGACGUGAUAGAGAACCUGUGGAACAAAUGCGAUGGCUACUUGGUACUGGUGGAACAAGGUACAUAUGCUGGUUUUUCAUUAAUCGAGGAAGCUAGAGAAUUUCUGCUGAAGAAAUUUGAGAGCAGUGAAGUCGAGUAUCACAUAUUUUCACCGUGUCCCCACCAUCAGCAAUGUCCCCGGAUGAAGCUGGAUGACGGCACGCCGUGCAAUUUCGAGGUAACAUACAAUCCGUUACCGCUUGGGAAAUCAAGCGAGGCUAGCAAGUUCCUGUACUCCUAUGUUGUAUUUAAAAAGGGCACCCCAACUGCCCAAAGUCGACAUCCUCGUUUGGUGAGGCCAACGCUCGUCCGUUCGAAGCAUUCGAUUUGUCGGAUGUGUACUGAUGGUGGAAAACUGCAGGAAAUAAUCUUCACCGCUUCGAAGCACGGCAAGAACCUAUAUCGAUGUGCCAGGGCCAGUAAAUGGGGUGAUCAACUACCGAUCAAAAUAGACAACCUAGAAUAGUUAUACAAUGGAAUGAGUUUUAUGUAGGAUACAAAAGAGAUAGAUGUGAAUUAUACCUUGUUUUAAGAUAGUAA
Aedes aegypti (yellow fever mosquito) is the source of this 1576-nucleotide messenger RNA. RefSeq names its product methyltransferase-like protein 17, mitochondrial. Gene Ontology annotation, molecular function: structural constituent of ribosome; methyltransferase activity. Bases 126 to 1502 code for a protein of 458 amino acids. The transcript is spliced from 5 exons. Gene Ontology annotation, cellular component: mitochondrial small ribosomal subunit. The record is from RefSeq and is a predicted model, not a curated record. Lineage: Eukaryota; Metazoa; Arthropoda; Insecta; Diptera; Culicidae. Gene Ontology annotation, biological process: translation.